AUGGCCGGUUCUGAGGAAAUGCUGACAUUCAGGGAUAUGACCAUAGAAUUAUCUCUGGAGGAGUGGGUGUGCCUGAAUCCUGCUCAACAGAAUUUGUAUAGGGAUGUGACAUUAGAGAACUACAGAAACCUCGUCUCCCUGGGUCUUGCUGCCUCUAAACCAGACCUGAUCACCUAUCUGGAGCAGAGGAAAAAGUCGUGGAAUGUGAAAAGACAUGAGACAGUUGCCAAACACCCAGGCCUGGUUUCUAAAGUUGCCAUAAAGGCAGUCUCGUUUGGGCACGACCGUCAUGUUGUACUGUGCAGGAUGCGAAUGGAGAAGCUGCUGGUCUUUCAUCCUUUUUUGUUCUUCUACAAGUUUUGCCUUUAA
Molecule: messenger RNA, 369 nt
Organism: Nycticebus coucang (slow loris)
Lineage: Eukaryota; Metazoa; Chordata; Mammalia; Primates; Lorisidae
Product: zinc finger protein 722-like
Exons: 4
Coding region: 1-369 (122 amino acids)
Biological process (GO): regulation of DNA-templated transcription
Source: RefSeq, a predicted model, not a curated record